Anolis carolinensis (green anole) is the source of this 1079-nucleotide messenger RNA. RefSeq lists its product as uncharacterized. The coding region runs from base 38 to 664 and encodes 208 amino acids. Lineage: Eukaryota; Metazoa; Chordata; Lepidosauria; Squamata; Anolidae. The transcript is spliced from 2 exons. The record is from RefSeq and is a predicted model, not a curated record.
GCCACAAGAUAUCCAGCAAAGACGAGAGGAUCUGAGAAUGGAGUACGGAGGAGAAUCCUCCGAGCUAGACUUUUUCCUCACUACUGUAAAAGGUUACAUGGAAGAUAAUGGCCACACGUUCCGGACGGAGUCCAGCAGGGUUCGGGCAAUCGGGGCAGUCCUGAGAAGGGGAGCGGCCGGCUGGUAUGUACAACUGCAUGCCAGACACGACCCAUGCCUGGGGUCGGUAAGGCGCUUCCUAGCAGCACUGGAGGACCGCUUCCGAGACCCGCUUGAGCGAAUCCAGGCGAGGGAGAAACUGAAAGCCAUCUACCAGGGGCAGAGGUCAGUUUCCCAAUACGCUGAGGAGUUCCAAUGCCUAGCCAAGAGAAUUCCGGAGUGGUCAGAGGUAACCAAACUGGAAAUAUUCAAAGAGGGACUACGGCGAGAGAUCCUUGCAUGGGCAGUGCAUCGGGAUGAUCUGGAGACGCUGAGAGGCUGGAUCCAGUUAGCAGGCCGUGUCGAAACCACAUUGGCCCAAGUGAAAAGGCACCGGGGGGGACAACAGCAGCUUCCGAGGCCGAAGGAGGUAGCAAGGAAGCCGGAGCAACCCCCAACCAGGAGACACACCGAGGCGAAGGGAACCAGCGGAGGAGCGAGAAGCGAGUGCUUUGUGUGCGGGUGAGUGGGACACAGAGCCGCGGAGUGCUGGCAGAGGAAAGGAGGAGGGGGCAAUCAGCCCAAACAGCAGGCAGCAACAGGAAAGCGUGCUGAAGAAGAAUCGUCAACAAAGGGCCCUUCGGAGGGAUUGGAAGAAGAGGAGGAGGAAAUCAUGUCAGGACCAUAAUUUCUGGGCCUGUACUCUGGCACCAGAAAUCAAGGACGCUUACACAAAGAACUGAUAAGGCACCUGUGGCUCCCGGCUCUGAAGGGAAACGGCUGAUGUGCGAGCGGGAAGAAGUGCGCGGGGGUUUUCUCUAGGCGGGAAUGACUUCUUUGAAUGUGGGGGGAGUGUAUAUAAGGGAGUCUUGCUGGGCCGACCAUCAAUCUCGGCUUUAUGUGUGUCAAAGUGUUCUUCAGUAAAGUUUUCAGUGACAACA